AGCAUGAUGUAGAGAAACACGAACUGAUUUAUCCUCUGGAAUCUUUGAACGCCUGGCCCUCUACUAUCUCAUGGAUGUACCCAUAAAUAUGUAUGUGAACUAAAUCUCAUGAAAACUAUGAACGGCAUCGGCGAUAUUGUUUUGAUCCAAUCGCUGCCGAACAAGCCGAAGGCUGUUCGAUCCCACGCCAUCGCACCACACGCUGAGCGUAGUACGCUGUGACCCAUUUCCCUCCUUCCCGUCACUCGUAGGUCACGAAUUGUCACCGGGACGCGCUCUGGACGUCACAGCCGGAUCAGGUUAACCAAUGGAAUCUAACCUCAUCAUGGAUGCCGCUACCCUCGCAACGACAACACCGAACAGCAGGAAACGGAAUCGCGAAAACGAAACACCAAGUCAAAGAAUCAAAAGGGAAAAGGCAGCAGAAAGACAAAGGAGGAAAAGAGAAAGAGACAGAUUGGGCAUCCCAGUAAACUAUGUCCAUCCACCUCCACAAAGGAAUCCGGCGAAUUCGGUGGUCGUAAGCCAACCGCCUCCGCCUCCUCCACCACCACCUCCCCCUGCUCCUAUUGCAGACCCAAACUUAAACAAUGGCCCAUCCAAUCUUAUUGAACCAGACUUGACUCCUGAGGAAGAAGCCAGGCGCGAUAGAGUCAGAGCUGCUGCCCGUGAAAGACAACGCAAGCAUCGAGCGCUCGUGAAACAGAGAAAGAUGCGCGAAUUAGGUAUGGACAUGGGCAACGACAUUUCUGGCAGUAUCCAGGCUCCAUCCAGCGAGGAGCAAGGUGAUAUGACAUAUCCUGUUGACGCUCAGGCUGGAUUUCAUGCUACGAUGAUAUCUCCUCCUCCUCCCGGUAUCGUACAACAAUCACUCAACGAUGAUAACAACGAAUCUUCUUUCACCCAUAAUCUCGCUACACAAGGGCAUGGUGGCCAAAUGUUUGCGACUACUCUGCUUUUAAGCUUCUCAUGUGCACCGUUACUCAAACAGCACCUGCUGAACAGCCUUCAGAUGAGUAAUGAGGAGCUUGCUAGUCUGGAACCAAUUAUCGCGGACGCAUGGGACCAAUGGGAUCGUCAGCAACACCAGCAACCAUUUGAUGCAUCGCAGUACUCGUCACAACAUUCUUUUGUUCAGAAUCCUCCAAAUGCAACACCACAAGACGUUUCUGCGACUUCCGCCGCGAAUGAAUUUCGCGCACGAUUCCACAGAUCUUUGGUCGUUCCUACGCCAUUUCAAGCGCAGGCCGCCGCGGCCGCUGCGGCUGUCGCCCAAGCACAGGCAAAUGCCGUCGCACACGCUGCUCAAGUUGCCCAAUCCACUGUUUCGGGAUCGAUGAACGGGAUGACGGACGAGGAUGGAGGACCUGUGAAGGGCGAUCAUAGCUGACUGUCAGGAUGCUCCCACAUUAGACUUAAAUUUAUGGUCUCGUCACGCUGCGCGCGCGGUGGCUUUGUCUAUAACCAGAAUUUGGAACCAAUAAUUCCCUUGUAAUAUCGAUAAUUAUGCCGCUUAGUACUUACAGUGUACAUUUCAUUCAUCGCAUGUACAUUCCUAAUUUGUAUGUAUGUAUGCCCCAAUCUCGG
This is a messenger RNA of Lentinula edodes (shiitake mushroom), 1587 nucleotides long. RefSeq lists its product as uncharacterized. Bases 308 to 1390 code for a protein of 360 amino acids. Lineage: Eukaryota; Fungi; Basidiomycota; Agaricomycetes; Agaricales; Omphalotaceae. The transcript has 5 exons. The record is from RefSeq and is a predicted model, not a curated record.